CGGCUCCGCCCUCCCCCCUUAUUAGGUGCUCGGCAUGCCCCGACUCGCCGUCGUUGGGCUCCGGGACCCGGGAGCUUUGGGGCGGAGUCCACAGGCGAGGACGUGAGCUCACAGCCCGGGACUGCUGGCAGGCCGGCGGCCACAGCGAAGGGGCGGCACGGUGUGGGCUUGUAACCCGGCGAAGAAGAGAGGCGCCCCGCGGACGUGCUGAGAGUGAGAGUAUGAGGCUCUGGCUUCUGCUGGCCACUCAUUUGUGACCCUUUCACGACGGCGGAGCCUUCCAAACUGACCUGCCGUGUGGUGAUCUACCUGCAGCGGGAGAUGUCGGGAGACACCUGUCUGUGCCCAGCCUCGGGGGCCAAGCCCAAGCUGAGCGGCUUCAAGGGAGGAGGCCUGGGCAACAAAUACGUGCAGCUCAAUGUGGGUGGCUCCCUGUACUACACCACGGUGCGGGCGCUAACCCGGCAAGACACCAUGCUCAAGGCCAUGUUCAGUGGGCGCAUGGAGGUGCUGACCGACAAAGAAGGCUGGAUCCUCAUAGACCGAUGUGGAAAGCAUUUCGGCACCAUUUUGAAUUACCUCCGCGAUGACACCAUCAUCCUCCCUCAAAACCGGCAAGAAAUCAAGGAAUUGAUGGCUGAAGCGAAAUAUUACCUCAUUCAGGGACUGGUGGACAUGUGCCAGACUGCCCUGCAGGACAAGAAGGACUCGUGCCAACCUGUGUGCAACAUCCCCAUCAUCACAUCCCUGAAAGAGGAAGAGAAGCUCAUCGAAUCCUCCACCAAGCCCGUGGUGAAGCUGCUAUACAAUAGGAGCAACAACAAGUAUUCCUACACCAGUAACUCUGACGACCACCUGCUAAAAAACAUUGAGCUGUUUGACAAGCUCUCCCUGCGCUUCAACGGCCGUGUGCUCUUCAUCAAGGACGUCAUCGGGGACGAGAUCUGCUGCUGGUCCUUCUAUGGCCAGGGCCGGAAACUGGCAGAGGUGUGCUGCACCUCCAUCGUGUAUGCCACGGAGAAGAAGCAGACCAAGGUAGAGUUUCCAGAGGCCCGAAUCUAUGAGGAAACACUCAAUGUCCUACUUUACGAGACCCCCCGAGUCCCUGACAACUCCUUGUUGGAGGCCACAAGCCGUAGCCGCAGUCAGGCUUCCCCCAGUGAAGAUGAGGAGACCUUUGAACUGCGGGACCGUGUCCGUCGCAUCCAUGUCAAGCGCUAUAGCACUUACGAUGACAGGCAGCUCAGCCACCAGUCUGCCCACCGUGACUGACAGGACUCAUCUCUUGUGGAGCCCUGCCCCCUUGGCCAACCCACACUGCUGCCGCUGUCUGGGACUCUGCUCCAGCACCCGGAGGCAUGACAGGCCCCGCCUGGGAGGUCAGAGGGCCUGAGCAGGGAAGCAACUACAUGCUUCUGCCCUGAGUCCUGAGCACUUAAUGACCACAUCUUGACCCCUUUGCUCAACAUCUCCCUGCCUGUCUGACAGGGAGCAGCUCCUGGUUCUGGGAUAAAUGGACUGAAUCUCCUACCUCCCACUAAGAGCUUCUCCCUCGGCCCAUUGCUGAACACCCCUCUACUGAAGGGCUACCCCAUAGCACCCCUUCCCUCUGGCUGAGGCCCAAGGGAAAUGGGUUCAUCUUGUGGGAAAGGUGGUUCCUGGUGCUGUGGAAACCCAGUUUCUUACAGGAGCUCCUUUUUUUCCUAAAAGCACAGGCUUGAUGAGCUUGUUUUUUAAAAAAUAAUCUAGGAAAUGAGUAGUUUUAAAUCUAAUAGUAAGGGAACUGGGUCUUUCUCCUUCCCCUUCAGGUUGCCUUACCCUGGGUGAGGCAGGACUGUUGGCCUUUCUCCAUACCUCUGGGAUCUGUUUCUUUAAAGCACUUUCUACUUUCACUCGGGGUAUUUGACCCACAUCUAUUUUUUUUUUUUUUUUUUUUUGGGACACUAAUACCCCUCUUCCUGCAAAAUCAAUCUGAGGAAAGGAAUAGAAGUAGCAAAAAAAAAAAAAACCACGCCAGACUGAUAUGCUUUCACUUUGUCAGGCUGGCCCAGUGCCAUGAGGAGGGAAAGUGUGAUUGGGACCUGAGAGCCUAAGAGCACCCCUCUGAGGAAAGACGUUUUACCCUCCAUCUUGGAGUCAGACACCAAGGGCCUAAUGUGAUUGUAUUUUUUGAUCCUCUUGUCCUGAGCUCUAAGGCAUGCUGUCCUCAGUAUAAAGCCAAAGAGCCAUUAUAGGGGCUGGAAGCUGCUUGAGGUCAGGAACAUGAGCUGCAGCAGGAAGGCUAUGAGCCCUCACUUGCAUGCCCAUCAGCCACAGGCAGUGAAUGCAGAGUCCUGCCUUCCCAGGAGCCUGUGCAGUGGCCCCUGCUUGGCCAUACAUCCGCCUCCUCCAUUCAUGAUAUUGGUCUUGUGUCCUGGCUGUACUUGGUACCUCUACCAUGGUGAGUCUCACACAGGAUGAUGUGACCAGCCCAAGCCCUUUCAAGGCCUUCAUUCCUUUCUUGUUGGGUAACUUGGCUAUGGAAAUGCUAAGCACCAGCUCUUGGGCCAGAGUGUGGGUUCCUCUCCAGGACUUUGGUUUUCAUUUUCUUUUUUGUUUGGUUUGGCCCUUGAGAGGCUACAUAUCUGAAUUCAUAACCAGAGGAAUGAAUGCCCUCAGGGAGGGAGCUAUUCAGGCAGCCUAUCAAGGCAGCAGAGCCACUUAGCAGUACUUUAGGAGGGGACAACAGUUCUCAAGAUCCUCUUUUACUACACAGCUAAGUGGCUGCUCAUGGCUGACCCCAGAGUCUCUGUGGACAAUGUCAGGCCCAAGGGUUAGUAGAAACCCACAAGGACCUGAAAUGGCACAGAUCAGGGGAAAUGUGACUCCAAUCAAACAUUUUACACUUGUUGCAGUUUUGAAUGUAUAUAUUAGCCUUUCAGGUGAGGCACCCUGGUGAUACUACAGUUCUUCCAGCCCUCACUAGAAUAACAAGACGAAGACAAAUCCACUGCUUUGACCAGAUUUUGGCUUUGGUUUUGUGGCUUUCUCUACUAGAAUGCUUCCUCCUGGAGCCAGUGGCCAGUUUCCUCAGCACCUUCCUGAAACCCAACACUCAAGGUCCUAGUGCCCCAUGCAGGUACUUCAACACUUGUCUUCCCCCCCCCCCCCCCCCCCAGCCCCUGUAGCCACUACGGCUUUGACAUUCGGUUAUCUCAGUGGUGACUGGUUCUUCUUGAGAAAGCACAAAUAGUGUGGGACUCAGCUUAUAACUCCUCUGAGUGAAAGUAUUUCCUUGGUCUUAAGAAAAAUACUAACAUUGAAGUGAUCUGUGGACUAAGGGUUUGGGAAAUUUUUCAAUUUCCCAGUGUCAUUCAGAAAGCACCACCAGGCUGUAUAAAUUUCUCAACUUUGAGCAGCCCAGGGGAAAGUGUGGAUGAAGGUCAAACUUUGUCAGUUUCUGACAAAACUGGAAGCCUACUAUUAACCACAUGUACCAUUAUUGGCUCUUUGUUGCUCAACAAAGAUGGAAACAAGCACUAAUUUCUAAUAAAAUUCUGUUAUACUACAGUGGUAUAUCUGCGCUUAUAAUCAGUGUUCCUUGGUGAGCUUACUGCUAUGAGCUGAGUUCUAAAUUUCUGUCCACGGCUUGACCUUGUCUUCUCCCUGGAUAUUAAGUCUGAUUAUACUCAGUUGCCCUGCAACCCAGGCUCCCCCUGGUGGAGGAUUAAGGACAACACUAAUAAGGGCUGGAACUGAGAUUUAAUAUUAAUUCAAGAAUGAAACGAUCUCUUUAACAAUCACUAUGGUGGUGGGGGAGCAGGAAUCCUAAGAAUCAGGGCAAAAUAUAGCACAUCUCAUCUCUGGCUCUUGGAAACCUUUGAGAAACUCAGAAAAGAGUUGCCUAUUUUCAUGCCUAAAGCACCUUGACUAAGUUUCUGCAUUUGUAGUCUGGAUGCUUGACAGAUUUGUGCUCAUAGGGGGCAAGCCCAAACCACACUGGCUUGCCUCACUACACUCCCAGGCUGGGAAGGCCAGAGAUGCCAAUGGUCAGCCAGCACUAAGAAUCAGGCCACUCUUUACACCCUGAUGCUUGACGUCUCUGUGCCUGGCAGAGGAUGAUGACAAGAUUAGAGUCCAGUCCAGCCCCUACCCUACAGACUUAGAGUGACCCGUAGUGACACCCAAACAACUUCCAGUUUCAGGAGGGAACAGGUACAUAACCCAGUAGAAGGGGCAGCUUCCUUGUAGGGCAGCAAGGAAAGCAAUCAAGGGCCCCCACCAAGUCAAAAAGAGAGCCUGAGGCCCUGGGGGCAGAAAUGGCAAGGGUGGCCAAGCGUGCACUGUUUAUUGACCGAACCUCACAUUCCAAACAGCUGUCUGACAGGCCAGGAAAUUGCUUCAGGGGCCUGUGACAGCUGAACAGAGUUCCUCAUGGAAAAGUUGACUGGAACACAGUGUCGGCAGGGCUUAUGGGGGAGGCCAGCCUUGGAAGAGUCCUACGUGGGUCUUCUGGAGAAAAGAAGUUAUGCCCCACCUCCCAAAAAAAGAACCCUACAAUCAAAUGGCGCAAACGAUUAAGAGACCUAUUGUGGCCUAUGAUGGAGAGAGAAAGUUCUGCAGCAAUUGUGGGACGAGAGCUGUUCUUCAGGAGCCAAGCACUCAGGACCUUAGCUGGCCUACCAGUGAAGGCCUGAAGGUGGUGUCUUCUCAUCUUUAUUGCUUUCCAGGGAGAAGGGAGGGAUCCGGACAUCAAAAUGGGAGCCGUCAGGCCUCUCAAAGCGGAACGUGCCCCUGUAGGUCAGAGAGAAGCUGGACUUAGAGGGAGUGAGGACUGAGUUCUGAGGACCUGGACAGCCCAUGCCCUCUGUGGCAGAGCCACAGCAGGAUGAGACAGGACUGGGACCUCCUGCCUGGCUCGUGGGAGGAUACACUAAUCCAGAGAUCCAAGGGCCCCUCCUGGCUCUACAUGAAAGGGAAACAACAGCUGUCCUGACUGGCCCAUGGAGGCACACCACAUAAACUACCCAAUUACAUUUUCAGGUUAAGAAGUGAAAUGCCAGGGAAAAUACCAAACUAUAUGGGCAGCUCUACAGCAUGAAAUCUAAAUUCUCAGUCAACAAAAUCAUGGACUGGAAAACUGUAAAACAAAUCAGUGCAGUCCCACCCAGCAAUGCACAACAUAUAAGCCGCCAUCUCAGGACUUAUCUUGGCCCAGAGUUUAACAAGUAUGAGUUAGUGAUGAGCUCUCAUUUUUCUGACCUGCAAUUAGUGUGUGUGGAGUUGAGUCUCCCUUGCCCCAGCAUGUGCUCACUUACCACAUGUGCCCACUGGAAGCCUGAAGAGAGACGUGGCUGCUGUACUGGAAUGCGGGCUGCUCCUUGGAUAACACUGGCUCCUGUGAGAUUCAGGCAAAAGAUGUCAAGACACAUUCUCUAUCUGGGGCCAAAAGUUGCCUGCCAGUACCGCUUCCCACAGUGUGGCCACUGACCUGGCUCUUUUAUUCUCACUCCAGGAAGAUCACCUCAGACUGAAUGUCUAGGCACCAGGCAAAGAUGCCAGGCACAGAAUCUCAUCUGUAAAUGCCCCUUGUGGCAUCCAUUUACUGAGUACCUAAGUAUGAGGCACCAUGGCAGUGCUCUGCAAACCUCUGCUAAUCGAUGCCUUCUGACAAGCAUAAGGUAACAGGUACAAUACCCAUGUUAGCAAAUUACUUAAAUAACUUGCCUAAAGUUAUGUAGUGAGCAGACAACACAGCCAAC
This is a messenger RNA of Talpa occidentalis (Iberian mole), 5741 nucleotides long. It is a transcript of the gene TNFAIP1, whose product is annotated as TNF alpha induced protein 1. The coding region runs from base 322 to 1272 and encodes 316 amino acids. Gene Ontology annotation, cellular component: Cul3-RING ubiquitin ligase complex. Gene Ontology annotation, molecular function: protein binding; ubiquitin-protein transferase activity. NCBI's taxonomy places the organism in Eukaryota, Metazoa, Chordata, Mammalia, Eulipotyphla, Talpidae. Gene Ontology annotation, biological process: proteasome-mediated ubiquitin-dependent protein catabolic process; protein homooligomerization; protein ubiquitination. The record is from RefSeq and is a predicted model, not a curated record. The transcript is spliced from 7 exons.